UUCAGACAUAUCCUCAUGAGCGGUGAAAUGGACGAUCUCAGCAUCUCUGAUUUGCUUCCAGAGGCCUAUGGACGCUCAAAGGACCCCGACCUCGCGUAUCUCUUCGACAACGAGCUCUCAGCUUGGGCGAAUAAGAAUCACGGCUUCCCUGCUGCCGACGUACGCAUCGAUCGCUCAAAAUGGGUCCGCGAUUGGGACAAGGGUGUCGAGAAUGUCGCAACGAAGCCCGCAUCUGAGGUUGUGAUGUGGACUUCGGUUUACCGUCAUCCUUCAACAGUCGGAAAGAGACCCGGUCGCUCAGAACGCGAAAUCCUCCGCGCAGCGAAGCUCAGAGCGCACAGAAGCCAUCAAGUGACCAUGGGGCUGCUCAAGGAGCUCUAUAGCUUACCCCAGAACAAGCAGUGUAGCUUCAGGGACUGGUUUAUGCUCGUCAGCGCGGAGAAACGGCGAGAGACGCUUGAUCAAGGCUUCGAGAACGCUUGCUGGUGCACCGCAUUUGGUCAAGACUCCCGCGCGUUUUGUCCCGAGAUCAACAGUACGGCACUUCUGAAGCGACGAGGGAUAGAGCUCUUUGAUUUCUGUGACCGAUACAUGGAGAACAUGAGCUCUUACAAAGAAGACGAUCCGACGCGAAGAAGUAUGCUUCACACCGACUGGUGGUGGAGCGCGCGACGGCCAGAAGAUAGCGAUUGUCCACGCAGCCAACACGAGAACUACAGAGUGCUGUACCAGAUAUACACAUACCUUCGGCUCGAGUUCCUCGAUCAGUUUGUGCUCUACUCUCAGAAGGCCGUGCUCAAGGCUUGUGUCGACAACAUGUCGCAAAGUGACUCUUUCGUACCUCGCUUGAUCUGGAUGGCUGGGCCACAAGGCGUACAGAAUCUCUUGGCUGUGAGAAAAGAAAUCAGAAGCCGUGCAGGUCGCCGGUGCGAAAACUGUGAGCGUUGCCCGGAAGAUGUGGGCGAAAAUGUCAAGUUCCUUAUCUGCGGCGGAUGCAAACGUCAGCUCAACUUCGAGUAUCACUAUUGCUCAAAAGAAUGUCAGAGGUCAGACUGGCCCCGACACAAGGUACACUGCGGAAAGGAGAAGGUGUCCAAAGGCCGUGACGAAGGACGACCGGAGUACACGCAAUCGCUCGGCCUGCUUCUUCAGUUGGAGUUCCAGAAACACUAUGACGACGCCGACUACUUCAUCUUCCAGGUCAGCGCUCCAAAAGGCUACAAAGUCGCUUUCCUGCAUGACGAAGAAAAGAGAGCGAUGUUCAGAGAUAAGCGUGCCAUGGUUGCGAUGGAUGCUGAUCGAGUCGGCCUCGACGUCCUCGCGAAGUGUCUAGUAGAUGCGCUGCCAGGGGAUACGACUGAUUCAGGUAUUACCAAGGACAACGUCAUCCAGCAACUUUGCGAGGAAUACGAGGUAGAUGUGAGGUCGCAGCUGGAGGCGCUGGAGGCGGACCUAGCGAUGCAAUGCAACGAAGACCGGUAUAGCGGUAUGGUGAUUAUUGGACACGACAAAGAGGAGGCUAAAGAGGAGGUCGAGUUAUCAGAGCAGGCUGAUAUGACACCUGAGUCCGCCAUAUCGUAGUCUCUUAGUUUCAGUCAGAUACCCAUUCGGCUUUAGGAAGCGUAUACUCAUCCGAGACCACUAAGUUAUGCCGCGUGUAUGAAUAACGAUGUCGGCUUCAAAGCGUUUAUUUCGCGUCCCCGAAGAACCAUACGCAGCAC
This is a messenger RNA of Coniophora puteana RWD-64-598 SS2, 1721 nucleotides long. RefSeq lists its product as uncharacterized. The transcript has 4 exons. The coding region runs from base 16 to 1581 and encodes 521 amino acids. Lineage: Eukaryota; Fungi; Basidiomycota; Agaricomycetes; Boletales; Coniophoraceae. The record is from RefSeq and is a predicted model, not a curated record.